AUGAGGGGAAAAAAAGGGAAGGGGAAGAAGGGAGAAAAAAAGAGGAGAGAAGAAAGGGGGGAAAAGAAAAGGGAGAAGAAAAAGAGAGAGAGAAAAAAGGGGAGGGGAGAAAAGGAAAGGAAAAGGGAAGGAAAAAAGGAAAAGAGGGGGGAAAAGGAGAGGGGAGGAGGAAAAAAGAAAGAGGAAAGGAAAAGGGGGAGGAGAAGAGGGGAAGAAAGAAGGAGAGGAAAGGGGAAGAGGAGGAGAGGGGGAGAGAAAGAAGGAGAAGGGAGAGGAAAGAGAAGGAGAGGGGAAGAAAAAAGAAGGAGAGGAAAGGAGAAGGAGGGGAGAAGGAAGGAGGAGGGAGAGGAAAAGGAAAAGGGAGAAGAGGGGAGAGAAGGGGGGAAGAGGAAAGAAGGGAGGGAAGAAAAGGAAGGGGGAAAGAAGAGAAAGAGGAGAGAGGGAAAAGAAAGGGAGGAAGAAAAAAGGGGGGAAGAAAAAAGGAGAAGGGGAAAAGGGAGGGAGAGGAAAAAAAAGAAAGGAGAG
Dendronephthya gigantea is the source of this 525-nucleotide messenger RNA. Its product is annotated as octapeptide-repeat protein T2-like. The record is from RefSeq and is a predicted model, not a curated record. The transcript has 2 exons. NCBI's taxonomy places the organism in Eukaryota, Metazoa, Cnidaria, Anthozoa, Malacalcyonacea, Nephtheidae. The annotation marks the transcript as partial.